Messenger RNA from Akanthomyces muscarius, 687 nucleotides. RefSeq lists its product as uncharacterized. Gene Ontology annotation, molecular function: SNAP receptor activity. The transcript has 3 exons. Lineage: Eukaryota; Fungi; Ascomycota; Sordariomycetes; Hypocreales; Cordycipitaceae. The record is from RefSeq and is a predicted model, not a curated record. Gene Ontology annotation, cellular component: SNARE complex; cis-Golgi network; Golgi membrane. Bases 1 to 687 code for a protein of 228 amino acids. Gene Ontology annotation, biological process: vesicle fusion; endoplasmic reticulum to Golgi vesicle-mediated transport.
AUGUCUGCAUCAUCAGGAAAUGCUGGCUGGGCCCAGCUUCGACAACAAGCUCGCUCGCUAGAGACGCAGACCGAGACUCAAUUCCACACGUAUUCACAGUUUGCGACGGCAGCCUCCAUCCCACCCAAGCCGACGCAAGAGGAGCGCACAACAGAAACCAAGAUUGAGGAACUGCUAGAAAAGCGCGAAUCAACAAUCAGCCAGCUCGCCCGCCUCCUCGACUCAGAGGCAGCGCUCACAUCCUCAGCGCUCAAGCAAAACAACCUCUCCCUGCUGCGCGAGAAGCUGUCGGCGCACAAAAAGGACCUGGCCCGCCUGCGGUCCAACCUGCAGCAGGCGCGCGACCGUGCCAACCUCCUGACCAACGUCCGCUCCGACAUCGACGAGUACCGCGCCAACAACCCCGAGGCGGCCGAGGCCGAUUACAUGCUCGACGAACGCAACCGCAUCGACAACAGCCACAACAUGGCCGACAGCGUCCUCAGCCAGGCGUACGCCGUCAACGACAACUUUGUCCUGCAGCGCGAGACGCUCUCCAGCAUCCAGCGCCGCAUCACCGGCGCCGCGAGCCAGGUGCCCGGCAUCAACACCCUCAUCGGCAGGAUAUCAGCCAAGAAGAGGCGCGAUGGCAUCAUCAUGGGCGCAUUUAUUGCGUUUUGCUUUGUGUUUUUCUGGUUUUUCCUGUAA